Messenger RNA from Talaromyces proteolyticus, 1408 nucleotides. RefSeq names its product glycoside hydrolase. The record is from RefSeq and is a predicted model, not a curated record. The transcript has 3 exons. Gene Ontology annotation, biological process: carbohydrate metabolic process; chitin catabolic process. Lineage: Eukaryota; Fungi; Ascomycota; Eurotiomycetes; Eurotiales; Trichocomaceae. Gene Ontology annotation, molecular function: chitin binding; chitinase activity. The coding region runs from base 1 to 1017 and encodes 338 amino acids. Gene Ontology annotation, cellular component: extracellular region.
AUGUGUUCUAUGCCUUUGCUUGGUAUUCUCCCUACGCAAUAUGAUGAUACAUGUAGUGGCUCGUCGCUAACAUCACCUAUGAAUAGGGUCAAGGAAGACGGCGAGGUAUAUCUCAGCGAUGAAUGGGCCGACUCCCAAAUGCCCGUUGACGGAACCGAGGGCUGUCUGCGUGCCUUUACCCAGCUGAAGCGCCAGUAUCCGCAGAUGAAAGUCAUCUUAUCUGUAGGAGGCGGUGGGAAAGGAAGCGAGAACUUUGCCAAGGUGGCACGGAGUCCACCGGCCGUUGAAAUCUUCAUUCGCAGCGCGAGGGCAUUAGUCGAUCAAUUUGAGUUGGAUGGAAUCGAUGUCGACUGGGAGCACCCUUCCGAUACUCAGCAGGGCCUAGAUUAUAUCUACUUGCUGGCUCAGCUCAGAACAGUACUGCCAGCACCACAGUACGUCUUGACAAGCGCACUGCCCGCCGGCGAAUGGGCGUUGAAACACAUCAACCUGGCUGUUGCCCAGCAAUACGUGGAUGUAUUUAUGGUCAUGUGCUAUGACUUUUCCGGGCCGUGGGUUGAUCGAACCGGUCACCAAGCACAGCUUUACACGCCAACCAAACCGCACAAUGAUGCCGCGUCUACCUCCUGCCAGUCAGCAGUGCUGUACUUUAUGAGCCAAGGUGUGCAUGCCAAAAAGCUCCUCCUCGGUGUUCCAGCAUACGGCCGGUCAUUCGUCGGUGCCGAACACGUUGAUCAGCCGUACUCAGCUUCUGGUGGUGAGGACGGGGUAUUCGACUACAGCGAGCUGCCUCGACCGGGUGCCAAGGAGGUUGUCGAUGACACGGUAGGUGCAGCAUACUGCGUCAGUUCUGAUGACGGGUUUGUGUCUUAUGACAAUACGCGAACGGUUGAGCAAAAGGCCAAAUUUGUUACCAGUCUAGGACUAGGCGGUCUUUUCUACUGGCAUAUUGCAGGCGACAAGCGAGGGGCCGAUAGUCUACUCGAAACAGGAUACAACACACUGCACGAGCUAUAAGCACGUGAAUGACUUACGAAUACCCUCUCCCUACUUUACUGAUCAUGGAAGGAUUCUACAUUCCUAGUAUUAUUACUACUUGAUUGUUGUGUGUUUUGCAUUCGACAAGCAUCGGAACCGGCAGGUGGUUUUUUUUUUCUUCCCAUUCUCUGCGUUUCAUUCUAUAUCAUGAUGGGAACUGCGAGCUUGUUGAUACUGCCCUAUGGCGGAUGGCUUAAGGGUAUAAUUCUGGUAGGAUUCGUCAAUUGGUGCAACCCAAAAAAAAGGAAAAUUUGGGGGUUUAAAUAAAAAGCAUGGGCGGUUGUCUGAUUGAUUUUGAAGUCCGUUUUAACUGCGGCUGUUUAUUUUUAUUCGGUACCAUACAGUAAAUAUAUACCAUUGAAACAUUACA